Molecule: messenger RNA, 1803 nt
Organism: Lottia gigantea (owl limpet)
Lineage: Eukaryota; Metazoa; Mollusca; Gastropoda; Lottiidae
Exons: 10
Coding region: 1-1803 (600 amino acids)
Biological process (GO): carbohydrate metabolic process
Molecular function (GO): hydrolase activity, hydrolyzing O-glycosyl compounds; polysaccharide binding
Source: RefSeq, a predicted model, not a curated record
AUGAUAACACUUUGGGUCCUUUACUUGGUGGUGAUUACUGCUGCGUCCGCAGCAACUACUGUUAAUUCUCAAACAGUUACCGGAAGUGGCACAGCAACAACCGCUGCCGUGGAGAAGUUACUGAAAGUAACAGUCAGUAACCACUGGAGUGGAGGUUUCCAAGGUGAAUUCUGUAUUCAGAUAACUCAAGAACUCAGUUCCUGGAGGGCUCAUCUUACUUUCGACCAGCCUUUGAAUACUCUUGAGGUUUGGGUGGCAGAUUUGGCUGAGACGAAACAGGGUGGUAAAGAGUUUAUACUGGUGAACAAGCCAUGGAAUUCUGUAGAACACAUAGGAGAUAAACUCUGUGUAACUUUUAUUGGACAUGGCCAGGGUGAUAUACAACCAACUGCUACUGUGUAUAUUGAAGGAAUGACAGCCGCAGUCAUCACACGACAAACGUUUGGUCCUGACUAUACCGGAACGAGUAAGUCCAAAUAUGAAUACUAUGUUUCAGCAACCCAGAACUGUACCAAGUACAACUAUGACGAUAUAUUGAGGAAGUCUAUAUUAUUCUACGAGGCCCAGAGAUCUGGCAAGUUACCAGGCAACAAUAGAAUACCAUGGAGAGGUGAUUCUGGUCUAGAAGAUGGUUCUGAUGUGGGAUUAGAUCUUACUGGAGGAUGGUACGACGCCGGUGACCAUGUGAAGUUUGGAUUCCCCAUGGCGUACUCCACAGCUAUUUUAACCAUGGGUUUGUUACAAUGGAAAGACGCCUACCAAACCAGUAGACAAUUGGAUCAUAUGUACUCCUGUAUUAAAUGGCCAUUGGAUUAUUUUAUCAAAGCUCAUAACAACACCAACGAGCUAUACGUACAGGUUGGAGAUGGUAAAGCGGAUCACAACUUCUGGGGUCGACCAGAGGAUAUGGACAUGGCCAGACCGUCAUAUAAGAUCGACGCUAGUCAUCCAGGAAGUGAUGUAGCUGGUGAAACCUGUGCUGCUUUUGCCGCUGGUUACCUUGCGUUCAAAGAUAAAGAUCCUAAAUAUGCAGCCACAUUAAAACAACAUGCUACAGAACUGUAUGAAUUUGGUAUGAAAUAUCAAGGAGUUUAUACUGAUACGAUAACAGCUGCCGUCGGCUUUUACAAGUCGGGUAACACCACCGAUGAGCUUUGUUGGUCAGCCUUGUGGAUGUAUAUGAUCACCAAUGAGACUAAAUACCUUACUGAAGCCGAGAAACUGUUUCAACCUGGUCCUGCCUGGGGUCUGUCUUGGGACGAUACAACACCUUUGAAUCAAGUACUAUUAUAUAAACUGACGAAGAAAGAUAUAUAUAAACAAGCUGUGAUAGACACAAUGGCGGACUGGAUGCCUGGUGGUUCUGUACCUUACACACCUAAAGGCCUGGCUUGGAGAUCACAGUGGGGUUCCUUGAGAUAUUCAGCCAAUAUGGCGAUGGUGGCUUUAAUGGCAGCGGAAGUGGGAAUAAACGAAAAGAAAUAUCGAGAUUGGGCAAUGGGUCAGAUUCACUAUGCUCUAGGUGAUACAGGAUUCAGUUAUGUGAUUGGAGUCGGUGAUAAAUAUCCAACUCAUCCACAUCAUAGAGCGGCUUCCUGUCCAUGGCCACCAGCUCCCUGCUCUCCAGAGGAAGUGAAUCGACCAGAACCUAGUACCCACACACUCUAUGGUGGACUGGUGGGUGGUCCUGGUAAAAACGACGAGUAUAAAGAUGUACGAGAUAAUUAUGUUUCUAAUGAAGUCGCUACUGAUUAUAAUGCUGGUUUCCAGAGCGCUGUAGCUGGUAGGUUGAUAAUACAGUAG